Ilyonectria robusta is the source of this 2550-nucleotide messenger RNA. RefSeq names its product glycoside hydrolase superfamily. Gene Ontology annotation, molecular function: beta-glucosidase activity. Gene Ontology annotation, biological process: glucan catabolic process. Lineage: Eukaryota; Fungi; Ascomycota; Sordariomycetes; Hypocreales; Nectriaceae. The transcript is spliced from 5 exons. The record is from RefSeq and is a predicted model, not a curated record. The coding region runs from base 1 to 2550 and encodes 849 amino acids.
AUGGUCAAGCACGGGGUCGUCGAUGUUGACAUCGACGUUGACAGACUCCUUGCCCAGCUCACUCUAGAAGAGAAGAUUGCCCUCCUCUGCGGCCAAGGCUCUUUCAAGACCACCAGUCUUCCGGCCCAUGGAAUUCCAAGCAUCACCACCUCAGAUGGACCCCACGGUCUGCGUGGCGCGAGGCAAUUUGCACGCGUCCCCAGCAUCCUAUUGCCCUCCGCGACGGCCAUGGGCGCCACUUUUGACGUUGAUCUGAUGCGCCGCAUCGGAAAUCUACUAGGCGAAGAAGCCCGCUGCAAGAACAUCCAUGUCUUGCUGGCCCCUACCGUGUGCCUCCAGCGGUCACCCCUCAUGGGCCGCGGCUUCGAGGCUUUUGCCGAAGACCCCAUCCUGAGUGGCCUGAUCGCGUCGGCCUAUAUCAACGGCAUUCAGGAGCUUGGGAUUGCCGCUUGCAUCAAGCACUACGCUGCUCACGACCAGUCCACCAUGUCCAUCGAAGACAAUGUCCGAAUGUCGGACCGGACAUUACGCGAGCUGCAUCUACUACCCUUCCAGCUGGCCUACCGGCAUUCUAAUCCCUGGUCGUUCAUGACGAGCUACAACAUGAUCAAUGGCGUUCACUCCAGUGAAGACCCUUUACUCUUACAGCAGAUCCUCCGACGGGAAUGGGGCUUUGACGGCCUCGUCAUGAGUGAUUGGUGGGGCACCUACAGCACCGCAGAGUCGAUCAACGCCGGCAUGGAUCUCGAGAUGCCCGGUCCUACCCAGUUCAGGGGCGAGCUGCUGGCUAUCGCCGUGAAUACUCGCAAAGUCUCCCACGCGACGGUAGACGCGGCCGCCCGGAACGUCCUCAAGUUCGUGAAAAAGGUCACGGCAGCGGCGCGGCCGUGGUCCGGUGAUCCUUCAGCCGCCAACACACCCAAGAACCGCAAACUUAUACGCAAGCUCGUCGCUGAUAGCAUCGUGCUGCUGAAGAACGAUCGGGGGGCACUUCCCAUCCAGGAUAGGAAGAGCAAGUCCUAUGGCCUCAUCGGUGACCACUUCAAGUACCCAGCGCUCUCGGGAGGUGGCAGUGCCGAAGGUGACCCUUAUUAUUCAGUAACACCGUACGAUGCCAUGGUGGAAGUCGCCGGUGAGGAGAGUGUUGCCUACACCCCUGGAAUUUACAGCUUCAAAUUCGUCCCUUUCCUAAAGAAGCUCGACCAGCCAGGAACAAACAACCAUGGCUGGUUUGUAGAGAUCUUCAGUCAGAACCCGGACGGCGAUCCUGAUGCCCAGCCGGUCUACUCGACAGCCACCGACAAGGACUUGAUCGACGUGCCCGAAAGCCUCCACAAGUUCCUCCCGCACAAGUACUUUGUCCGAGCGAAGGCCGUCUUUUCCCCGGAGAACUCGGUACGCUUCUGCUUCGGGUUCAGCGUCGCCGGCAAGGGCAAGGUCAGAAUUGACGGCAAAGACGUAAUUGACCUUUGGGCUAGCCAACCUCCCAAGACGGACGAUACGCCGUGCUUCAAUCGGCUUUCGAUGGAAAGGUUUUACGACAUGAAUGUGCAAAAGGGGCUGGCUAUAAACGUGGAAGUCUUGAUGGUUAACGAGGACGUUAGUGGUGGUGUAGGAACGGCCUUUACGCUCGCUGGCCGUCUUGGCGGAUACGAGGUCCUUGAACCAGGCCAGGGCCUUGCUGACGCUGUGAGAAUCGCCCAGAGUGUCGACGUCCCCAUCGUCAUGGUGGGACUCUCGGCGGACUAUGAGAGCGAGGCGAGUGACCGCAAGCACCUUCGGCUUCCUCCUGGGGCGGACGAACUUGUCGAGGUGGUGCUCGACGCGAAUCCCAAUGCCAUUGUCGUGACCCAAGCAGGGUGCCCGAUCGAGCUGCCUUGGGAGCGCAAGACGGACACCCUCCUUCAUGCUUGGUACGGCGGCCAGGAGACUGGCCACGGCCUUGUUGACGUCUUGUUUGGCGAUGUCAAUCCCGGUGGCAGGCUAUCCGUCACAUUUCCCAAGUCCAUCACACACACGCCCGCGUACCUGACAUUUGGGAAAUCCGACCGAGAGAUCCUCUACGGUGAGGGAGUGUUCAUCGGCCACCGGUACUACGAAGCGGUUGACCGGGACCCCCUUUUCUACUUCGGGCACGGCCUCUCGUACUCCAAGUUUAACUACUCGGAUUUGACGGUCCCAUCCCGGUUCGAAUCGUCAGCACAACAUGAGAUGACUGUCGCCGUCGACGUGAAGAACGCGGGUCCUUGUGACGGCGUCGAAGUCGUCCAACUCUACAUUCACGACCCGGAGAGUUCGGUCCUGCGGCCGGCAAGGGAGCUCAAGGCCUUUGCUAAGGUGUCCCUGGCCGUGGGCGAGACGAAGAGAGUCGUCUUGAGGUUGGACAAGUACGCUCUUUCAUUCUGGUCGGAAGAGGACGGGCAGUGGAAAGCCGAGGCGGGCGAGUACCAAGUCAUCAUUGGUACUAGCUCCAACCCCAAGGAUGAGGUCUUGCGUGCGGGCUUCGAGCUGCCCACGACUUUCUUCUGGUCCGGGUCUGACGUCCGAUAG